This is a messenger RNA of Diprion similis, 1781 nucleotides long. RefSeq names its product dipeptidase 1. Gene Ontology annotation, biological process: proteolysis. Lineage: Eukaryota; Metazoa; Arthropoda; Insecta; Hymenoptera; Diprionidae. Gene Ontology annotation, molecular function: metallodipeptidase activity. The transcript has 10 exons. Bases 149 to 1372 code for a protein of 407 amino acids. The record is from RefSeq and is a predicted model, not a curated record.
AGCGGGUCUGGAGGGAUCAAGGAUCUAUCGUUUGGUUCGUCGUGGUUAUUAACGCUGCUCCAAGUUUCCGCGUGGUGAAGUUUUCCUGGUGAUCGUGAUGGUAUGAGGACAGUGACGGUCAGAAGUUGCGGGCCCAGCGAGGUCGAGGAUGAAGAUGGUUGUGGGUGUGAUGGUGCUGGGUCAGCUACUGACAAGGCUGCUACUAGCAGCUCAUGUUGGAGAUCGUCUUGCUGCCGCCCGCAGGAUAUUGAGAGACGUUCCCCUUAUAGAUGGACACAACGAUCUUCCCUGGAACAUUCGAAAGUUCUUGAAAAAUCAACUCAGGGACUUCAAGUUCGAAGAUUUACGAGACGCACACCCUUGGGCACGAAGUGCCUGGAGCCACACUGAUCUUCGAAGACUUAAAGACGGGAUGGUCGCUGCACAGUUCUGGUCUGCCUACGUUCCCUGUUCCUCUCAGUACUUGGAUUCUGUACAGCUGGCGCUAGAACAAAUCGACUUGAUACGGCGGCUUGUGAACAAGCAUCCUCAGAACAUGGUGCUGGUUACGACGGCUGCAGGUAUAGAAAUUGCGCACAAGGAAGGUCGACUGGCUAGUUUGAUCGGGGUGGAAGGUGGUCACGCCGUGGGAAACAGCCUGGCCGUUCUUAGGAUGCUAUACGAGUUGGGAGCGCGAUAUCUCACCCUUACACACACCUGCAAUACGCCUUGGGCAGACUGCAGUACAGUGGAUGAACCCGGGCAAGUACCUCAUAUCGGCGGUCUCUCCAAUUUCGGAAAGAGCGUCGUAUUGGAGAUGAACAGGUUGGGAAUGAUGGUGGAUCUCUCACACGUAUCUGUACCAACCAUGCUGGACGCGAUGGAUGCUUCGAGAGCUCCGGUCAUAUUCAGUCACAGCAGUGCUCACGCUCUUUGUAAUUCUUCGCGAAAUGUGCCUGAUCAUGCACUACGUUUCCUCGCUCGCAAUGGAGGAAUAGUGAUGGUCUCAUUUUAUCCCCAUUUCAUCAGUUGCGGAGAGAAAUCAACGCUCCAAGACGUUGCCGCGCAUAUCAACCACAUACGAAAAGUCGCGGGAAUAGAUCACAUUGGGAUCGGAGCCGGCUAUGAUGGAAUUAAUUUGACUCCCGUCGGUUUGGAGGACGUAAGCAAAUAUCCAGACCUUUUUGCAGAGCUUUUGGCAAGAGGCUGGUCGGAAAAGGAUGUCCAGAAGCUUGCCGGUCUCAACCUCAUCAGAGUUUUCAAAGCCGUUGAACAGGUGAGGGACCGCAUGGCAGGUGAAGGGAUCGAGCCGCUGGAGGAGGAAAUCCCUCGUGACGAUGUUAUAGGAAGAUUAUAUUGUCGAUAUCCAAUAACGCCAUCAACAAUUCCCUGAACAACUAUUUAGAAGAAAGUUGACAGCUGGUUGAACGCGAGCAACGAAUGUCUAAGUUGCGACAGAAAUUUUCUCUAGCAAUACAAAGAAGCCUGGGAAUAAAGAGAAGCAAAUUAUGAUGGGUGUACCAGUGAUUCGACCAUUAUGGGCCCCGCUUCCUUACCAGAAGUUUAAGCUCUCUUCCUUACGAUGCAUCCACCGAGGCAAUUGCUUUCCGAAGUAAUUGUACCGUCGAGAGGUGUGUGAAUAUUCGCUUACGUAUUGCCAUUACUUGGGCAUAAGUAGUUUGUUGUAAAAGAAAUUGAUUCUUAUGGAAAUGAGCGCGUCUCCAAGUUUGAAUUUAUGGGAGUGAGGAGUGCGGGAAAACUCUGGCAUUGUAAACGAAAAAAGUUCCUUUCUAAAAAUUUAA